This is a messenger RNA of Pogonomyrmex barbatus (red harvester ant), 2094 nucleotides long. It is a transcript of the gene TfIIB, whose product is annotated as transcription factor IIB. Gene Ontology annotation, cellular component: nucleus; transcription preinitiation complex. Gene Ontology annotation, biological process: transcription preinitiation complex assembly; transcription initiation at RNA polymerase II promoter. Lineage: Eukaryota; Metazoa; Arthropoda; Insecta; Hymenoptera; Formicidae. The record is from RefSeq and is a predicted model, not a curated record. Gene Ontology annotation, molecular function: TBP-class protein binding; RNA polymerase II general transcription initiation factor activity.
CAACAUUACCCCCUCACCUAAGCUUGGUUCCCGUCAGUUCUCGUAGCAGUGUUUUGCAGUGCUGAGCAAUACGUGAAUGUGAAAAUAUGGCAAGUUCGUCACGGAAUGCUACAAAUAAGGUUUGUUGUUAUGCACAUCCAGAUGCCCCACUUAUAGAAGACUAUAGAGCAGGAGAUCAGAUUUGUUCGGAAUGUGGAUUGGUUGUAGGAGAUAGAGUAAUAGAUGUAGGCUCGGAAUGGAGAACAUUUAGCAAUGAAAAAUCAGGAGUGGAUCCAUCACGUGUUGGUGGCCCAGAGAAUCCACUUCUCAAUGGUGCGGAUCUAUCCACAAUGAUUGGACCAGGAACGGGUGCUGCAUCUUUCGACGGCUUUGGUACUGCUAAAUAUCAAAAUCGACGGACAAUGAGCAGUUCUGACAGAGCUUUGCUUAAUGCUUUUCGUGAGAUUAAUGGUAUGGCAGAUCGUAUUAACUUGCCAAAGACCAUUGUGGACAGAGCCAAUACAUUGUUCAAACAAGUGCAUGAUGGCAAAAAUUUGAAGGGUCGUGCAAACGAUGCAAUUGCUUCUGCAUGUUUGUAUAUUGCCUGCAGACAAGAAGGUGUGCCACGUACAUUUAAGGAGAUCUGUGCAGUCAGCAAGAUAAGUAAGAAGGAAAUCGGUCGAUGCUUCAAACUCAUUCUCAAAGCUCUCGAAACUAGCGUGGAUCUCAUUACCACGGGUGACUUCAUGUCCAGAUUUUGUUCUAAUCUUGGCCUUCCAAAUAUGGUACAGAGAGCUGCUACACAUAUCGCUAGGAAAGCUGUAGAAAUUGAUAUAGUACCCGGAAGAUCACCUAUCUCGGUUGCUGCAGCGGCAAUUUACAUGGCAUCACAGGCAUCGGAAGACAAAAGGUCGCAGAAAGAAAUUGGCGACAUCGCCGGUGUUGCAGACGUCACGAUCCGACAAUCGUACAAAUUGAUGUACCCACACGCGAUCAAGCUGUUUCCAGAAGAUUUCAAAUUUGCCACGCCGAUUGAUCAGUUACCGCAGAUGUAACUGAGAAAAAAUCUCGUUUCCUUCUUCCGAAGUAUGUUUAGCCGUUAAAGGGAUAUUUGUUUUCCAUCACAAACGUAACGAAUGUAUGUAAUAAUUUUUAUUUACAAGGGUACACAUUCCUGAUUAAUUUAUACUUUAUAUUUUUUUCUUUAACGCAGAAAGUAGCAAUUGAUCUUUUUUUUCUUUUUUUUACUUCGUUAUUAAAAAAUGUUUUCUGAAAAAUACUUAACUGAAUAUUUAACAUUUAUAUUCUAUUAUAUUGCUUAUAAGAUAUAAAAAGUGCCUUGUAAUCCAUGUUUGUUUUAGCAUACAAUUCAACUGUUAUUUUCCUUUAUUUAUAAAUUGAUAAUUUAUGAUAUAAGACAAAGUCCAUUUUGUACCACUCUGGCAGAUAAGGUAGUUAUUUUUCCAGCAACAAUUACAAAGCAAAUUCUUAUGUGAUGGCCUCACAUCAUUUAAGAUUGCGUUCGUAAGAUUCGCGUACAUUUAACGGUUCAUAGAUAAUGCAAUUAAUUACUUAAUAUACAAUUUUUUAUAAAUUGUACUAUGAUUUUCUAUGUACAUACAAUUAAUAUACAUAUUUAAUUAUGUAAUUAAUGCACAACACAUAUUAAUUAUAUAAUUAAUAUUUAUAUAAUAUCCACAUAUAUUAACUUAUGUAAGUCCUAUACAAAUUUAGAGUAUAUAUUUUAGGAAUAUAUAUUAUAGGGGAUAUAAAAGAUAUAGGGAACAGAAAAAUAUGUAUAUAUGUAUAUGUAUCUGUGGCGAACAUGUUACACUCCUUAUUUUCUAUAUAAAAUCUCUUAUAUUCCUUUAAUAGAACUGGCCCUGAUAUAAUUGAUUUCAAAUUUUCUUUUUUUUCAUAUGCACAAUAAAUUAUACUAUUAUAACUGACUGAGGACUGAGAUACUGUACAAUAAGAAUAUUGUAUAAAAUUUAUUCUGUGAUAUUUAAAAAAAAAUGAAAAAAAGUAACACUAUCUUGCAAAAUGUCUGAUUCGUCAAUUUAUAUCCAACGCAUACAACGUUAAGCAUAUAAAGAUAUAUAAGUUGAUAACACA